GCUGGGCUUGUCGAUGCCCUCAUAAAAUCGAUAAUUAGGCUGUGGCCACAGGCGAGAGGACCGCAAUUAGCUCGUCUCGAUUUAUACGGUAAUUUGCUGCUAGUUAAAUCGGAGAUUGCCCCUUCCAAAGACAUAGUCGUUGAAAGUCUAAAAUCUUUCCUUCAAGCUUUCGAUUCUAAGCCAGUGUGUCCUUAUGAUAUCGCUUAUUUGCUUCCCAUCCUUCUUCCCCAUGAUGAGGACCGCUGCAAAUUUGUAAGGGACCUUGUCCUCACUGCCAAGGCUUGUGUAAAUACAUCAACGAGAGGUGAUGCUAAAAUAAUCUAUCGUUGCUUAUGUGCCUUCAACAUAGCCCGAGCUAAUAAUAUCCUUGAACCUUUGGUCACCAUCACUGAUCUUCUACAUUAUACAUUUUAUCAUUCGGCCGAUAGUUCUCUCAAUACUCUCACAAAUAAGCCUAGCUAUUUGGAAACUCUAAAAAAAGAUAACGAAACCAAAUGGCCAAUUGAAGAAAAACCAAUGGAACUGAUGCCCCAAGAUGGAUUCCUUCUUUUGGCAACCUCGCUUUUGCUUGAUCUCCUCAAAAGACUACUAUGUAAGCCGUUUGAAAUAUAG
Molecule: messenger RNA, 612 nt
Organism: Protopolystoma xenopodis
Lineage: Eukaryota; Metazoa; Platyhelminthes; Monogenea; Polystomatidea; Polystomatidae
Source: the annotation of a GenBank genome assembly